Effrenium voratum is the source of this 558-nucleotide messenger RNA. Lineage: Eukaryota; Dinophyceae; Suessiales; Symbiodiniaceae. The record is from the annotation of a GenBank genome assembly.
GGCUUGAUCAUUUGCUCCCCGCGGCACCCGCUGCUGGCUCGGGUGCUGGGAGAGGCCAUGGUGACUCGGCAAUCCGAGCUUGCAAGCAAGGCGAAAGGCAAGGGGUACCUUACUUUCUGCAGGCAGUUUUACCAGACGCUCAAGAAGGGUGCCCAGCUGAACAAGUUAGAGCCUGGCUGGGUCGACGCCGGCCCGUAUGGCUGGGUGUACCUUCUGAAGGAGGACAAGCUGGUCACCGACAAAGCCCUCCAAGUGAUGCAGUUGACCAAGCCAAUUCCAGACACGGACGGCCCUUUCGUUUCGCUGCCAUUUGACGGCCACAUAAUCCACAGCGGGAACAAGCAUCCCGCGCAGACGGAGCAUUGGCUGCUGGCUACGCGAUGUUGGGGUUGGAACCAAGGUUGGAAGGAGGAUCGCACGCGGGCCGACACGGCUUUUCAUCAGGCAGCCAAAGGUCACCGCGCGCAGGCCAGCGCCGCGCAGGUGGUCGCUUGCAGACCUGUAGACGGAGACCUGGCGGUUGAGAUGCAGGUGUUGCGCCUUAGUGAGGCCGGCCGG